Molecule: messenger RNA, 1177 nt
Organism: Melopsittacus undulatus (budgerigar)
Lineage: Eukaryota; Metazoa; Chordata; Aves; Psittaciformes; Psittaculidae
Gene: TMIGD1
Product: transmembrane and immunoglobulin domain containing 1
Exons: 7
Coding region: 147-920 (257 amino acids)
Source: RefSeq, a predicted model, not a curated record
CCUUGAACCCAUUUUAUGGAGUCACUUCUUACUAAGCUACCAUAAAAUACUAAAAUUGAAACCUUAUAAAUGAGGAGGGAAAGGAGCUGUGCAGUUCUUGGCAGAAGCAGCUUCUCCAGAGACUCUUCCCUAGACAUCCCUCUGAGAUGGCACAGAGGAGCAGCCUCGCAGUCCCCUAUGAGGUUCCUCUUCUUGCUGUUUGCCUUUUGGUGCGUGUAGCCACAGGUCUGGAGUUGUCAGUAAAUAACCACAAUGCUGACUUCUCCCUGCUUACAUCACCUGGCCCUGCUCUCUCCCUCUCCUGCCUGGUACAGAACAGCAGUGAGGCUGAGGAGCUGCUCUGGUACCGAGGAGAUGGAAAAGUGGAUCUGAAAGAUGGGAAUAAAGUGAACAUCAGUAACAUCUGCAUAUCCCCAGUCACUGAGUCCGACAACGGAGUCACCUUCACGUGCAAGCUGGCACGGGACACGUCUGUGCAGGUGUCUGUGAUCCUGGAUGUCCAGUUUCCUCCCCACCUGUCUGGAGAAGAGUCCUUCCACAUUGAAGAAGACAAAGACGUUACUCUGUCCUGCAACUCCAAAUCCAACCCUCAGGCCCAUGCAGCUUGGUACAAGAACAACACCACCCUGACCCUGCAGGAGCACCGUUACCAGAUCCACCAGACCAGUGAGGUCUUUCAGCUCUCCAUCAAACAAGUGCAGAUGUCUGACAACGGGACCUACACCUGUGUGAUGAGUUAUCCUUUCAGCGAGUGGAGAAAGGAUUUCCACUUGAUAGUUGAAGACAAACAGCCUGUUUUCCCCACGGAGGCCAUUAUUGCUGCUGCUGUGGUGGUUACACUCACUAUCCUUUUUGGAAUUGUGGCUCAAAAAGAUAACAUUUUUAAGUGCUUCAAGACAUCAAAUGAAACAGCUCUGUGAAGACCACAAGGAUCCUGUGCACACCCAGAAAUCAUAAUUUCUACUGCUGGAAUGAAGCCCUUGAGUGAGAUGUUGAGAUAAAAGCACUGAAACAAGUUUUUUUGGGUCAAGUUUAUAUGAUCUUUUCAAAAUAUAAUUGGUUCUUUGCAUGUGUUCAGUCUAACCUACUGCUUAGAGCAGUGCCAUGGGGGGUGGACUGCUGGAGCUGCUGCCACGUCUUGCCUUCCAUACUUACUCCUACAAAGUACACACGUGCA